This is a messenger RNA of Lodderomyces orthopsilosis Co 90-125, 1773 nucleotides long. RefSeq names its product phenylalanine--tRNA ligase subunit beta (gene FRS1). The record is from RefSeq and is a predicted model, not a curated record. Bases 1 to 1773 code for a protein of 590 amino acids. Gene Ontology annotation, biological process: phenylalanyl-tRNA aminoacylation. NCBI's taxonomy places the organism in Eukaryota, Fungi, Ascomycota, Pichiomycetes, Serinales, Debaryomycetaceae. Gene Ontology annotation, cellular component: cytoplasm; phenylalanine-tRNA ligase complex. Gene Ontology annotation, molecular function: RNA binding; magnesium ion binding; ATP binding. The transcript has a single exon.
AUGCCUACUAUUCCAGUUGAUAAGGAGGACCUUUUCAGGUUAUUAGGUAGAUCAUAUACUACUGAAGAGUUUGACGAAUUGUGUUUUCAAUUUGGUAUCGAAUUAGAUGAGGAUACUACAGAAGAAUGCCAAGGUGAUGAGAGACCUCAGUUGAAGAUUGAAGUUCCUGCAAACAGAUAUGACAUGUUGUGUAUUGAGGGUAUUGCUCAAGCAUUGAAUGAAUUUUUAGGAAACAAGGAACAACCACAGUACAAAUUGAAACCAGAAAUUCCGGAGAUCACUUUAACUAUCAAGGAGUCUACUUUUCCUAUUCGUCAAUACGCUGCUUCGGCUAUUUUGAGAAAUGUCACAUUUGACCAAAGAUCAUAUGACUCUUUUAUUGCCUUGCAGGAUAAAUUACACACCAACUUGUGCCGAAAUAGGACUUUAGUGGCCAUUGGGACUCAUGAUUUGGAUACCUUAACUCCUCCAUUCACAUACGAGGCAUUACAACCAAAGGAUAUCAUAUUCAAGCCGUUGAAUCAGUCUAAGGUCAUGGACGGUGAAGAAUUGAUGGAAUUUUACGAGAAAGAUAAGAACAUUGGUAAAUACUUGCACAUCAUCAGGGACUCGCCCGUUUAUCCAGUUAUGUUGGAUGCAAACAGAACUGUUGCUUCCUUGCCACCAAUUAUCAACUCGGACCAUUCCAAGAUCACCUUGAAUACAAGGAAUGUUUGGAUCGAUGUUACCGGAACUGAUAGAACCAAGACAGAAAUUGUGAUUGAAACUUUGGUUGCAAUGUUUUCAAGGUAUAGUCAAACUCCAUUUGAAAUUGAACCCCUCAAGGUAAUUUCUGAACAUAAUGGUGAGACUCGUGUAACUCCUAAAGUGACUCCAAGGGAAGCCAAAGCUGAAAUAUCGUACAUUAAUUCGUGCUUGGGUUUGAAUUACUCAGGCGAAGAAAUUGCCAAAUUGUUGAAAAAGAUGUCAUUGGAAGCUACCCCCUCAAAGGAUGAUAAUGAUAUCCUUGACGUUAAAAUUCCAAUUACCAGAUCAGAUAUUUUACAUCAGUGUGAUAUUAUGGAGGAUGCUGCAAUCGGUUAUGGAUACGAUAAUUUGAAAAAGACCAAACCAAGCAGUGAAAGUAUGGUUGCUUCUGCUUUGCCAGUAAACAAAGUAGCUGAUAUUUUGAGGUUGGCAAGCUCCCAAGCCGGCUACCUGGAAGUCAUGCCAUUGACGUUGUGCUCUCAUGAUGAAAAUUUUGGAUGGUUGAGAAAGAAGGAUGAUGGCUCAGCAGUGAAGUUGGAAAACCCAAAGACAAUUGAAUACCAAGUUGUUAGAACCACAUUGUUGCCAGGUAUCCUAAAAACGAUCAAGGAAAACAGAAAGCAUUCAUUACCAAUCAAAGUGUUUGAAUGUGGUGAUAUUGUUUUGAAAGAUUCUAGUUUGGAAAGAGGUGCAUUCAACCAGCGUAAUUGGGCUGCGAUCUAUGCUGGUAAGACUUCUGGUUUCGAAUAUGUCCAAGGUUUAUUGGGAAAGAUUAUGCAAACCAUGAGAACUCCAUGGUUGGAGAACCCAUCAAAAGAUGAGAGAAGAGGCUACUGGAUUGAAGAAGACAAGACUAACACAACAUUCUUUAACGGAAGAGGAGCAAAGAUCUUUUUCAGAAGUCAGCCAAAUGGAGAAGUUAAAGAAAUUGGAGGUAUCGGUGUUUUGCACCCCGAGGUGAUGAGCAAUUUCGACAUUCCAUACGCCGCUUCAUCGGUUGAAUUGAAUGCCGAAGUCUUUUUGUAA